ACUGGAUCAGGCCCUGAGAGACUUGACUACAGAGACAGACCAAGAGCUUCAGUGUUCAACUUUGGAGCUCUGCGUCCCACCUACCGCCACGCUCUCCGUCAGCCUCCGUCUACCACGCAGACACUUUCGCCCCUUCCCUUCCUUCGAUCUGAGCGGCGAGGUCUGAAUCGGAGCAUCACCGACAAUCUGUUUAUCACUGACAGCAUUUUAUCUCCGCGACCCAAGGCAGUCUCGGCAAUUGCAGAAUCGUUUGGUCCACGAUCCCACAUCUACCUCUACCCUUCCGUCAAUAACUCCGUGGAUUUUUCCACGAUGUCCUACAAUCCUUAUGGAGCAGGAAACCCGUAUGGGCCGCCUCCGACUUACGGUGGCUUCCCGGGGUCCAAUGGCGCCCCAGGCAUGGCUCCUCCACCUGGUCUAGGCCCUCCGCCAGGCAUGUCUUCCGCUCCGGGAAUGGCACCACCUCCCGGUGUCCAGCAGUCCAACAAUGCCCAAGCUAACCGACAAAGCGGCCUGCCGCCUAACUUCCAAGCUCCCGCGAACCUCCCAAAUAUCAACUUCAGUGCACCCGUCAUUCGUCUUGGUACCAUAGGUGGCAAGACAGGCGGCCCUGAUGUCGGCAGAAAAGACAGCAAUGCUCCGAGCGGCGGACGACAAGGAUUGGGUAUGGACCGCGGGUACGAUCAGUCCCGCGCUGCCGCACGCGAGCACAUGCAGUCCCUGGUCCCGCCGACCAACGAGGAGAAGUUGAGAACAUUAUUCAUUCAUAAAAUUCCUGAAGGCGUAAGAGGCGAUGAAGGCAUUGAAUCCAUCCUCAACUCUGUCGGAAAACUUCGGAGAUGGGACGUCGCUACUUCAGUGCUUUCUGACGGCAAAGGAGCAAAGUUUGGCUUCGCGCAGUACGAGGAUGCCGAUUCCUUUGCAACCGCUUGCGAUCUGCUCCAAGACGUCGAGGUCCCCCUGAAGCGACAAACCCCAUCCGAAAGUGUACCAUCGGAAGGCGACUCUUUCGAUGGAGUUGAAAUGGUCAAGCUUCAAGUCGCCAUUGACCCGAGCUCUCUCAAGUACAUCGAAUCUUACAAGGAAGGCAGAGGUGAUGAUAGUAGUGCCGAAUCCCGGACAAAGACUGCCAAGGAUACUCUGAAGCAGGUAAUCCGAGACCUGGUGUAUCCCAAAUCCGCAAGCACAGCCGACGGCGAAGGCGAUGUGUCAAUGGGCAACUCCGGAGAGAACGUCGAGGUUGUCAAUAUCCCUCUGGCUCAAGAUGACGAGCUUGCAGAUAUCCCUGCGGAGAUGAGAGAAGUUGUCGCCGCAGAGAUCGCAGCAUUCAGAGAACGCAGCAACAAGCGAGAUCUGGAGCGUCUCAAACGCGAGGAAGAGAUGGAGGAGAUGGAAAGGAAUCGCAAUGGACCCUCACGGUCAUCACGGCUGGAUUCUCCGCCGCCCUCUAACUCCAAUAAUAUUCCUGUUGGACCCCGUGGGAUGCACAACGCGCCCUCGGGCCCCAGAGGACAGAAUGGGUCCCGCACGACAUCCUUCGUGAACGGGGGUAUUUCGAACGCCGAAUUGUCUAUUAACCGCGAAGACGAAGAUACGGAGGCCGACGACGAGGAGAUCUACCAGCGGGAGCUCUCGAAGCAAAAGUCAGAGGAAGAAAAGAUGUAUCUUGAGGCGGAGCGGAAAUGGGUGAACAGAGAACGUUCCCGUGCUGCAGCCUUGGAGAGAGAAAAGGACCGUGAAUUGCAGGAUGAGGAGACGCUGGAGAGACGCGUACAAGAGCAGCUUGAACGGGAAAAGGCCUGGGAUGACGAAAGAGAAGCGUCUAGAAAGAACCACUUGUACUACCGCGACCAUGCGGGCUGGGUGAAGAAGCGACAAAUCGAACGAGCCGACGAACAAGCCAGGGACGAGGCAGAUCGGAGGGCUGAAGAGGACGAGCGCCGGAGAGGGGCUGCAGACAUGGAGAGGGCGCGCGGCAUGGCCGACUCCUUCCUUGACCAACAAGCCCAUGAGAUGGAGCAGCGACAACAAGCAGCCGCGUCCGCACCAGCGCCCUUCAAGUUAUCGCUGGGUGCUGCGGCUCAGCGCGCACAAGCCCAACGCGUGGCUCCCCAACGACGGACUGUUGCUGAAGUGGAGGGUCUUCUCGACGACGAGGAACAAGACAGCACAACGAGAAGACAACUUAUCCCCAUCCAGUUCGAGCCUACGACUGCGGCGGAUAAGAUGACCGAGGAGGAGAUCAGCAAGGCCGUUCGUGCUCUUGCCCAGGAAAUCCCGUCAGAGAAAGACGGCCUAUGGAACUGGGCUGUGCAGUGGGACUUUUUGGACGAUGCCAUCAUCCGUGACAAGCUCCGUCCAUUUGUCGAGAAGAAAAUUGUCGAGUAUCUAGGCGUACAAGAGGAAAUGCUUGUCGAGGUCGUGGAGGAGCAUCUUCGGAAGCACGGGAAGCCUUCCGAGCUGGUGGAAGAGCUUGCAGCGGCAUUGGAUGACGAGGCAGAGGAUAUGGUCAAAAAGUUAUGGCGCAUGGUCAUCUUCUUCACGGAAAGUGAGAAGCGUGGAUAUCCAGCAUAG
This is a messenger RNA of Colletotrichum scovillei, 2574 nucleotides long. RefSeq lists its product as uncharacterized. Gene Ontology annotation, molecular function: mRNA binding. Gene Ontology annotation, cellular component: spliceosomal complex. NCBI's taxonomy places the organism in Eukaryota, Fungi, Ascomycota, Sordariomycetes, Glomerellales, Glomerellaceae. The record is from RefSeq and is a predicted model, not a curated record. Gene Ontology annotation, biological process: mRNA processing. Bases 313 to 2574 code for a protein of 753 amino acids. The transcript has 4 exons.